AUGGAUUGGACGUCAAGCAAAGCUGGUGCAGGCAGUGAAUUAAACGCAUAUGAUAUUAAGGACGGCUGGAUCAUGACUGCAGCAUUGUUUAUAGACUCCCGUUUUGUUUUCUUCUUUUCUUUUAUUUUCUCGUCUGCCGAGCCAUUACUACAGCAGCAACCUCCUGGUCAAAUCCUUGAAUUAAAUCCUGUAGACACAGAACAAAUUAGGAGCAACAUCGCAGCCAUCUUCACCAAGCUUGCCACGACGAAAUCAAUGAAAAAGUUUCAACAAGUUGCAUGGGGAAAUGGAGAGAGAAAAUGUCGAACAUGUUCAGAAAAUUAA
Molecule: messenger RNA, 324 nt
Organism: Striga asiatica
Lineage: Eukaryota; Viridiplantae; Streptophyta; Magnoliopsida; Lamiales; Orobanchaceae
Source: the annotation of a GenBank genome assembly